AUGACCAGAAGGGUGUUAGUGGACAAUGGUAGUUCGGCAGACAUCCUGCACUACUCGGCUUUCCAGAAAAUGAGGCUUGGACAAGACCAACUUCGUCCAAUGAACUCACCCUUAGUGGGAUUUGGAGGUAUGAAGGUACAACCCACGAGUACUGGUACGUUUCCUGUGGUGGUAGGAGCAUAUCCUCAACAGAUAACCAAAGAAGUGAACUUUCUUGUGUUGGACUGUUCAUCAUCAUACAAUGCCAUCAUUGGGAGAACAACUUUGAACAGUUGGAAGGUAGUAACGUCUACCUACCACCUGUCAGUCAAGUUCUCUAUAGAGUACGGGGUAGGGCAAGCGCAAGGAGGCCAGUUAGCAAUAAGAGAAUGUUAUUUAGCCAUGUUGGCUAUGGACGAGCAAGUUCAGACAAUGAGCAUUGAGGAGAGAAGAGUUGUUGCAGAGCCUACUGAAGUGCUGGAAGACAUUUCUUUGGACGAGAAUAACCUUGAGAAGUUUACUAGAAUUGGAACAAGUAUGAAGGAAAAGACGAAGCAAGACCUCGUCCAAUUCUUAAGGAAGAGUAUUCAAUUGAAUGUGUACCCAUCUUCCAAGCCUGUUCAUCAGAAGAAAAUGGUCUUUGCUCCUGAGCGAGACAAUAUUGUUAAGGAAGAGGUCCAGAAGUUAACCAUAACGCAAUUUAUUCGGGAAGUCUAUUACUCGGAUUGGUUAGCUAAUGUGAUGAUGGUCAAGAAGGCAAAUGGCAAGUGGAGAAUGUGUGUAGAUUUCAUUGAUUUGAAUAAAGCUUGCCCUAAGGAUAGUUAUCCUUUGUACGCAUUGAUUAGUUGGUGA
Messenger RNA from Quercus lobata, 831 nucleotides. RefSeq lists its product as uncharacterized. The record is from RefSeq and is a predicted model, not a curated record. The transcript has a single exon. NCBI's taxonomy places the organism in Eukaryota, Viridiplantae, Streptophyta, Magnoliopsida, Fagales, Fagaceae. The coding region runs from base 1 to 831 and encodes 276 amino acids.